GUAAUAUCUUUCAUUGUAUGGAAGUGAUAUUCAGGAAUUCUUCGCGUUUAUUCGUAUGCUUACUCCUUUUUCGAUUUUUUAAUGCUUUAUUAAUACAAACAUCUUAUGUACCAGAUGAAUAUUGGCAAUCUAUUGAAGUCGCACACAAAUGGGUGUUUGGAUAUGGAGCACUCACUUGGGAAUGGGAACCAAAAAUCGCACUUCGGAGUCCUGUUCAUCCGCUUUUGAUUAGCUUCAUCUAUAAAGUGAUUGCUACUCUUGGUGCUGAUUCACAGUGGAUGAUAAUGAAAUCACCUCAAAUUCUACAUGGUUUUUUUGCAGCUAUUGCUGAUUUUCACUUGUAUAAGCUCAUCAAUCAGCUGUCUGGGUUUGAAAUAGCCAAAUGGACAUUGUUUCAUCAUGUUUGUAAUUGGUUUACUAUAUAUUGUGCUCCACGAAGUCUAUCAAAUUGUAUUGAAUGGUGUUUAUGCAUAAUUGGCUUAUCCUAUUAUCCAUGGAAUGUGAUAUGCUUCACAGAUCAACAGUUUAUUCAAUUAACCGCAUCCAACUAUCAUAAUCGACCGAAAUGGCUCAUUUUUAUUGCAGUAGUCAGUGUUCUAAUACGUCCAACAGCUUUGAUUAUUUGGUUCCCUUUGUGUUUUUGGCAUAUAUGGCGAAAGUGUAUGAUAGCUAGUACACUAGAUAAGGAUAAUAAACAUGAUCUUAAAGAAUAUCAAGAGCAUUCUAGGACAAAAUUGUUUGUAAACCAUCUUAUCUAUCAGAUCGGGAUUUACUUAAGUAUAAUUAUCCCGUGUUUUGCAUUCUCUUGCGUUCUGGAUCGUUGGACAUUUAAUCAGUGGAUAAUCAACCAGUGGAAUUUCAUUAAGUUCAAUCUUUUUUCUGGAGGAUCACGAUUUUAUGCCGUUCAGCCUUGGCACUGGUACUUAUCCCAAGGAUUUGUGGCUAUGUUGUUAACGCAAACACCUUUGGUGGUAACCUUUAUUGUUAUGUAUUUUAAAUAUGGUCCGGGUUUUGUAAGAGAUCUCACGGAAGAGAGAAAGAAGAUAGACUAUUCAAACAACUCCAGCAAUCAGAUGUUUCGUGAUCCAUGUGGUUUGUGUAUUAUUGUCAUGAUAUGGAUUAUAAUAUCUUAUAGUUUCCUUCCGCACAAAGAAUUCAGAUUUAUCUUCCCAUCAAUCCCGCUAGCUAUGUAUUUCUCUGGUAUUAUAUCAGUGUGGUUCGUUCGUUACGGAUUCAAACUGAAAUUUUUACACAGUCAGAAUACCCGACGCCAGUAUUUGGUGUCAUUCAUAAUUUUGACACAUGUUCCAUUGGCACUAUAUACAUGUUUAGUGCAUCAACGUGGUGGACUUGAUUCAAUAAAAUUUUUGGACCAACAAAUCUUGAAAAGUCAACUUAGAAAUGAAGCUGUAAUUGCUCUGAACUUGAUGCCGUGUCAUACGGUCCCAUCAGUAGGAUAUCUACAUCGAAACAUUUCUUUCAAACAACUGUCAUGUGAUCCAGAUUUGACAAAACUGAUAUCAGACAGUUAUCGUUAUAUCGAUGAGGCUGAUAUGUUCUAUGAUGACCCAAGAUCUUGGUUGGAAAACUACUUUUCGUUAAACGAUGGAGCGAAUAGUCAUUUCCAAAAACCAAGGUUUAUAUUUAUGUUCGAUCACCUGAUUAAUAAAUACAAAUAUGUACACACACUUUUACUGUCCUGGAACUACAAAUUAUGUAAAGAGCUGUUUUUCUCUCACAUACUAACUCAUUCUCGAUAUGGUCAAAGUAUACUUGUUUACUGUCUAGAUUAUAUGUGACUUCACUUUUCCACUAGGAUUUUCCUCAUUUUUGUUUAAAAACUAACCGAACGAAAUAAACUGGAAUAUUACGUAUAAAACGACCAAAAUCUACGUUAUUCGGUUCAAGAUACACUGAAGUACUAUGAAUUUCGGACUACACCU
Molecule: messenger RNA, 1943 nt
Organism: Schistosoma rodhaini
Lineage: Eukaryota; Metazoa; Platyhelminthes; Trematoda; Strigeidida; Schistosomatidae
Source: the annotation of a GenBank genome assembly